AUGGAAACCCAUAUGACAGAGACGCAAAUGGAAAGGGUGAAACAUCGGCUUGGGAUGCACAUGGCUUUUGUAGUGAAAUGGGUCGGGAUGGGUGGAGGCCUGAUGAUGCUUUGCAAAUAUGGAUGGAGUAUGAAUUUGCUAUCGUCUUCAGUAGGGCAUAUCGAUGUUAUUAUUCAUUCGCCAAAUGGGGAUGCUUUCCAUGUCACAGGUUUUUAUGGUCAUCAUGAAGCCCACAGUAGAAAACAUUCUUGGGAGUUGCUACGAAGACUGCACCACGGGGUUAAUGGACCAUGGUUGGUAUUGGGUGAUUUCAAUGAAGUUCUAUCAGCGGAAGAGCAAAGGGGUUGCAGGGAGAGACCAAUUGGACAAAUGACACAAUUCAAAAAUGCCAUACGUGACUGCUCUUUAAUCUCUCUUCCUUUUAAGGGCUACCCCUUCACAUGGGCAGGGAGAAGAAAUGAAAGUAUCAUGACAGAGGUUCGUUUGGAUAUAGGUUUGGCUAAUGCAGAUCUUCUUAACCGAUUCCCUGAUUUGCUGAUCCAACAUCUAGACACUGUGGGAUCGGAUCACAAACCUAUCCUUCUUAAUGUAUCCACUAAUUUGCCUCAGCAACAAGGAAGGAAGAACGCACGCGGAUUCCAGUUUGAACAAAUGUGGGUCCAAGAGGCUAGUUGUGAAGAGGUGGUUAAAGAGGUAUGGAAGGAUACAAGAGGGCUCGAUAGUAAUGUUACUAUUAGUGUUGCUCACUGUGCUGACUCUUUGACCACAGGGAACCACCAACACUUUGGUAAUAUUCAAAAGAAACUGCGAAUUGCCCAUGCUGAAUUAUGCAAACUGCAGAAUGGGAAGUAUGAACAAGUGUGGGUGUCUCGCAGACGAGAAGUUGAAAGAGAAAUAAACAACCUACUGGAGGCAGAGGAGACAAUGUGGAAUCAACGUUCUCGAGUCACUUGGCUUAAAAAAGGUGACCGAAAUACCAGAUUCUUCCACGAGAAGGCUAAAUCCAGGGGGAUAAAUAAUACCAUUCAAGGGCUCUUCGAUGAGAGUAAUGUGUGGCAGUCAGAUAGUGAUAAUAUUGGGUCCAUGUUUUGCAACUAUUUUAAUGGUCUCUUCACUCAGAUAGGUGGUCAAGAUAUGGAACAGGUUCUGGCAGCUAUAACUCCUUGUGUUACAACGAAUAUGAACAAAAUCCUUCUAGGUACUUUUAAUCGUUUGGAGUUGGAGCAAGCCCUUGGUCAGAUGUAUCCAACUAAGGCCCCUGGAAUUGACAGGAUGCCUGCCUUAUUUUAUCAACGCUACUGGCAUAUAGUGGGUGAUUCAGUCAGUGAUGCUUGUCUACGAAUUUUAAAUGGGGAAGGUAGUGUGCGAUAUUUUAAUCACACCUUAAUUGCUUUGAUCUCGAAAAUAACCCAACCUACUCGAGUCACUGAUUUUCGGCCCAUAAGCUUGUGUACAGUCCUUUACAAGUUGUUUGCUAAGGCUUUUGUUAAUCGUUUGAAGAUGGUUUUACCGGAGGUAAUUUCUGAGUCACAAAGUGCUUUUGUUCCGGGAAGACAUAUUAUUGAUAAUGUCAUGUAUGCUUUUGAGGUGGUUCACCAUAUGAAAGGGCCACGAAGUGGGAACGGUGCUAAAAUGGCUCUAAAAUUGGAUAUGGCAAAAGCAUACGACAGGGUGGAAUGGUGUUUUGUGGAGGUAAUGAUGCACCGUUUAGGUUUUGCGGAAAGCUGGAUAACUCGAAUCAUGGAUUGUAUUACUACAGUCUCCUUCUCGGUGCUAUGGCAAGGAAAUCCCCUUGGACAUAUGUCCUGCAUCGAGGUAUUAGACAAGGAUGCCCUUUAUCCCCAGGGAUUUACAGGUCUCAUUCAACAAGCUGAGCAAUUGGGACGUAUCAGAGGAGUGAAAGUGGCAGCUGAAGCCCCGCCAGUGUCUCAUCUUUUUUUUGCAGAUUACUCCCUGAUUUUCCUAGAGGCCAAAAGGGAAGUGUUUGAAGAGGUUAAAGGAAUUUUUGCUACCUACGAAAAAGCUUCGGGUCAAAAGAUAAAUCUUGCCAAAUCUGCGGUGUCUUUUAGCUCAAAUAUAACAACGGAAAUUAUUGAUGCCGCAAGGAACAUACUGCAAGUGCCUGUUGUGGCUUGCCACGAGCGAUACCUUGGGCUGCCAACGGUGGUUGGGAGGAAUCGGCGUUCUUUAUUUCUUACAGUUCAGGAGCGGGUCAAGCGGAAGGUUCAAGGUUGGAAGGAAAUUUUUUUAUCUAAUGCUAGCAAGGAAAUUCUAAUUAAGUCCAUGGCUCAAGCUGUCCCCACCUAUUCCAUGAGCUGCUUUAGAAUGCCUAAGUCUGUUUCAAAGAGUUUCAUUCCAUAUUUGCAAAGUAUUGGUGGGGAAAGAGUAAUAGGGGGAAAGGUUUGGAGGGUCUUUAUGAAUCCGAAUUCUUUGACAGCGCGCAUCUUCAGGGCUCGUUAUUUUCCUGGUGGCUCUAUGGAAAUCCUUGUUGUGGGGCAGAGAACUAUUAAUGGCAGGACUGCGUUGGACAUUGGGAUCGUGAGCUUGUUAAUGCUAGUUUCUGGAAAUAUGAAGCAGAUGCAGUGCUCAGUAUACCAAUGGGAUAUGUAUUACGAAAUGAUGACAGGUUGGUCUGGCACUAUGAGAAAAAAGGUUGCUACACAGUACGAAGUGGGUAUUGGCUUGCUUGUGCAAUUCGAGAUCGUGAAGAUGGAGAGUGUCACGAAGCACCGGAAACGGUACUACAUGCUUUAUGGGAUUGUCCUGCAGCUCAUGAGGAACUUAGACACUUUGGGUAUAUUUGUUGGAAUGUAUGGAAUGGAAGAAAUACUCAAUUGUUUCAAGGCUGGAAGCCCAAUGCUUUCCAAAGUUACCAACACAUGCAGGAGAUGGCAGAAGAAUUCUAUCAAGCGAAUUGCACAUCUUUACGCUCGAUUCAAGACGGAAGCAACCUGGUGGUGA
Molecule: messenger RNA, 2961 nt
Organism: Prunus armeniaca (apricot)
Lineage: Eukaryota; Viridiplantae; Streptophyta; Magnoliopsida; Rosales; Rosaceae
Source: the annotation of a GenBank genome assembly